Molecule: messenger RNA, 5597 nt
Organism: Culex quinquefasciatus (southern house mosquito)
Lineage: Eukaryota; Metazoa; Arthropoda; Insecta; Diptera; Culicidae
Product: hemicentin-1
Exons: 17
Coding region: 667-5451 (1594 amino acids)
Source: RefSeq, a predicted model, not a curated record
CUUCAGUUUAUUUUGAACCGCCGAUUCUAGCGAAAGCGAAAUUAUCUCGCAGUGUGUGUCGAAUUUCGAAACGAAUUUUUCAAAAACGAAACGUGUUGCUCUCGUCGCCGUCGGCUCUCGUCUCUCGCUCUCGCGCGACGUUGCGAAUUUUCCGGGAGCGCGUGCACAGUAGUGAAAGGGGGAAAACUCGGGAUUUGGAAUUUUCUUUCGGGGCCAGAGUUUUCUCGCCACAGUCUCGGUCGGUCAGUCUCGCGGCGAACGUGUGCGAAGUUGUGCGCGGCUCUUUCUCAAGUGUGUGUGUUGGAGUGGUUGAGUUUUUCCGCGGAUUGCUGCAAGGAGAAAAAGGCAGCAUCCUCCGUCAGUUUGAUCUGUCAGCAUCAGCAAAGGAAAAGAAGAGUAGGCGCUGGGAAAAUCUAGAGCAGACACGGAUCUGCUCAGAGAAAAUUAUACUGAAAACCGAGUUGGCAGUAGUAGGCUGAGACCGCGGUGAGGAGGAGCGCGCGCAAAAAAAAAGAGGAAAAUAAUAUAAAAAAUGAAUUAGCGGAGCCAUGCGAGAGUGACAGUGACAGCAAAAUCGAAGCCAAAACCAAAACGUCAAACCAAAUGAAUUUAUAGAUGUAUUUUUUUGUCUGUUACCAAAUAUUUGAAAAGUAAGAGUUAUUAGAUAUGAAUAGUAUUGUUAUUAUCAGUUUAUGGAUAUUAUUGCUAUUUAACAAAGUUUUAUGUCAAGAUGAGACGGUAUCAGUUCUGAGGAGCGAAAAGGUAGAGCUGACAUGCCCGAUCGACAUUGCGACGUGCGGCGAGCUGCACUCGCUCAAGUGGUUCAAGGGCACCGAUCGCAUCGCGGUCGUCUCCGGUGACGGCGAGGUCGCCAAGGUCGAGGGCAGCUUCAACGACCGGGUCUCGCUGGACCACAAGGCGCAGAGCAGCCGGCUCGUGUUUAAGAGCGUGGAAAUCGCCGACGAAGAUACAUAUCUGUGUGAAACCACAUUUUUAGAGCCCUCCGAGUCGUGUGACAACUCCGGGGCGUAUAGUAUAGCACUCAAUGUUUACGCCAUUCCCUCAGUAAUAGCACUUCAGGAUGGCAGUAGGAAUAGUAUUAAGAACGGUUCCCACGUCGGGCCGAUGCGGGAGGGUCAGGAUCUGCAAGUCGUUUGCGAAGUAUACGGCGCCCGUCCAGCACCUGUGAUAAGUUGGCACCGGUCGGGGGGUGUGGUGAGGGAUUCCCAGAUUGUGGAGGACCAUAAUGGGCUGUUCACGGUGAAGUCUACAUUAUCGCUCACCCUGUCACGGCAGGAGCUCGGCUCCACCUACAACUGCCGGGUCGAGAUGAAAGAGUUGCAGCUGGUUGUGGAUAAUCAUUUUCAUAUCGAUUUACAAGUGAGACCUACAAAGAUCAAUUUAUCUGGUGUCGAACAUCACACGGUACAGGGUACCAAAGUUUUACUCCAGUGCAAGGUGAGUGGCGCUAGGCCGGCUGCCAACAUGACCUGGUACAACACGUCCAAGCUGAUAUCGGACGAGGACACCGGCCGUGCGGACCAGCUCACCAGCAUCAGCACGAAAACGUACUUGCAAAACGACGGCACGUUCGAGACCAUCAGUCAGAUGAUUUUCACCGCGACCCGGUUCGAGAACGGAGCGUCGAUUCGCUGCGAGGCGGACAACAUUGUGAUGCGUGAGGACGGUGACCGGCCCCUGCACGAUACGCUCGUCCUCGAGGUCAUGUAUCCACCGGUGGUUUCGGUCAAGCCGGACAACAUCACGGUCAACGAGACGCAGGACUUUCUGGUGUUCUGUGAGUACGAGGCGAAUCCAGCCUCGCUCGAGAUUGUCCGGUGGUUCCGGAACGGGCAGGAGAUCAAGCUGGCGAACGCGCCCGCCCGCUACGAGGGUGGCACGCCCGAGCAGACGGCCCUGCUGAUCAAGAACUCGACCCGGAACGACAUCGGGACGUACACCUGCGAGCUGUCCAACUCCAUCGGGACCGACGUGUCCGAUAACGAGAUUUAUGUCGAUGUUUUAUACAAGCCAAUUGUGGUCCUGAACAUGGACCCGGAGACACCGGUGGUCGAGAAUGACCAGGCAAACAUUACGCUGCUGUGCAACAUCGUCGACGGCAAUCCGUUGGUGCUGACCAAGGUGCGGUGGUUCUUGGACGGUGAGUUCUUGAAGGAACUGCCCGAGUGUGACGAGGCCAGCACCGGCGAUGAGAAUCUGUGCGAGGUCGAUCCGACCAAGAUGCUGCUGCAGAACGUGGGCCGCGAGUUUAUCGGGAACUACUCGUGCGAGGGCUUCAACGUGGCCGGUUGGGGCGACACGAGUGAGGAGAACCCGUUGGAUAUCUAUUACGAGCCGGGGAAUGCGACGAUGGUGCAUUAUCCGCAUGUGGCCAUCAAGCGGAAGAGUGUGACGUUCAACUGUUCGAUUGAAGAUCGGGGAAAUCCCAUUGCGACGAGGUAUCGAUGGCUGCGCGGUGGCAAACCCGUGAUGGAUGUGGUCACUCCGUCGUGGACCGUCGAUCCGGUUGGGCUGGACUCGCGGACGACGUUUUCGUGCUUUGCGUACAACGAAGGUGGCGAAGGAAAUGCCGCGGAAGUGAGGCUGGAGGUGCACGCACCGCCGGCCUUUGUCCAGAAGCUACACCCGUACACCGGCGCGCUGUACUCGACGUCGAACAUCUCGCUGGCGUGCCGGGUCGAGUGCGUUCCGUCGUGUACCAUCUCGUGGUUCAAGGACGGCGUCGGCAUCGAGGACAGCGACGAGCGGUACUACAUCACGAGCCAGUACCUGGCGGCGGAACCGGCCACCGGAGACUUUGAGAGUGCUUACUCGGUGCUGCACUUCAACAUGUCCGCGUGGCCGGAUGGCAUCCUGGACCGCAUCCGUGACAGCUCCAACUACUCCUGCGUGUCAUCAAACAACUCAGCAGGCCCUGGAGUUCGCAGCACCACUUACUUUGGCGUCGAAUACCCCCCGGAAAACACGUCCCUCUCCAACGCGGCCAUCUCCGUCGAGGAGGGCAAAAUUCCGCCCCGGAUCGUGUGCUCGUCCCGCGCCUACCCCGAGCCGGCCUUCUACUGGACGCGCAACGGCGAAACGAUAGUGAAGGGCAGUGCCCUCGUGGUGAACAGCGUGCUGGGGCGGGACGACGCCGGAGUUUACACCUGCGUGGCGUUCAACAAGCACGGCAAUCACUCCACCGAUGCGGUCAUCGAUAUUCACUACAAGCCCACGUGCGGCAUCGUGCGCAAGGAGGUCAACAACGAGGACGUCCUGAUCUGCACGGCCACCGGCAGCCCCCGCGAGUCCGAGUUCGAGUGGAGUCUCAAGUACGAGAACGACACCCUGCAGUCGCACAAGACCGGCGGCGACGCGUACGAGAGCAUCCUGACGCUGGACAACGACGUGUCCGCCAUGAGGACGUACGUGUGCGUGGCCAGCAACAGCGUCGGAAUGGGGCCACCGUGUGAAAUCGAGGUGGCAGGUUACGUCGCCUGGUGGCUCAAGGGGGACAUCCUGACGCCGUACAUCCUGAUUGCGGCCGUGGCGGCGCUGCUGCUCGCCGUUAUCCUGAUUUGCGUUAUCAUCAUCUGCAUUUGCCGGCGCAAGAGGCGGCAGGACAAAUUUACUGGAGAAUCAUCGACUGCUGGCGGAUCCCAGAUCGAACCAGGAGAAUAUGAGAACCUUCCCUUCCACGGACUGGCGACCCCGCCUAAGAAGGCCAUGCUUGCAAAGAACAGCCUCGCCCCGGCAGUGAAAUGCCCUAACAAAUCGCUAACCCCGUCGUGUUUCCCGACCCAUCCGUACAACUACAUCAACUAUCAGCAACGCGACAACAACAACACUAGCAAUAGCAACUCCACUCCCAUCGGUGGUGGCGGUGCAGGUACCAAGCCCCCCUCGAGCCUGUCCUCGUACAACACCGCAAGUCAGUCCACGAUGCUGACCAACCAAAGCAAUAUGUCCUCGCUGUCCAACAGCCAGGACUUGUCCAACAACAACAACAAUUUUAACUGCAAAACCGCCGAGCGGAAGAAACUUGGCACCACCACGGCCACGACCCAGCACCUGCUGCUGGACAACAGUGACACCGUGUCCACGCACAGCUUCUCCUCGGGGAAAUCCCUCAAGAGGCCACCACCCCCAUCAGGUUGCGCCGACAAGAAGCUGAUCGACCUGGAAACAGUCACCCCGCUCUACGAGAACUUAACCGACUCGAUUCAGAUCCACGAGUCGCCGAUGGGCGGCACAGCCGCCGGCAACAAAUUCUCCAUAGAUCAAGAACGCUACAAGAUCAGCCUGUCGCGGAAGCCCCGCAGGUCGAACGCGCGCUCAAACAGCGCCGUCUCGAACAGCUACUACGACUGCAUCAAGCCGAUUCCGGCGCCGCGGCAUCGGAAGUACGCGUCGACCAACUCGUUGCUCACGAAGAACAUCCAGAUGUACGCGAACAAGCUGGAUCCGAUCUACAUGAAUCUGCCCGUUAGCUCCGGGUACGAGACGGAUCCAAGGGCGAACGAGGAGUUUGGUGGGGCGGGGGGAGAGUGCCCCGGUGCGUACGACAACCACUACUUCGAGAUCACCCAGCACCAGACGCGCAUCCUGAUUCCGAAAGAGCUCUUCCCCGUAGAUAGAAGCAACCAAGCCAAGAUUAACCAACUGCUGAAGAAGAACCUCGUUUCCUCCUCUUCAUCCAACACCUCCAACACCUCCUCGUCCCGACGCCACAUCAAACUGCCUUUACAAAAACACCAUAGCUUUAAUUUCCAAUCGUCCCAAACGGUGGAAGCGACCGUGCGCGACCUUAAGAUUAAAUCGCACUCGAUCAGCUCAAAAACGCUGCGAGACUAUCGCAAUAGCAGCGGCAACAGCAGCAGCAGUUCUGGCGUCGUCAACAACAACAACAACAACAACAGCAUCAUCAUCAGUAGCAACAACAACAGCAAUUUGAUCAGUAGCAAUAGCAAUAGUAGCAAGUUCCCAACUAGUUCCACCAAUCCAUUUAUUAACAGUAGCAGCACCCUAACCAGUAGCAGCAGUAGUAGGCGUUUGCAACUCGCAGCAGCCCGGCAGCACACGACCCUGGCAACGGCAACGCUUGCUACGGUCCGUCAAUAUCCCUCCCAUUCCGGGCCGGAAAGUGACGAAGACGAAACGAGCAGCGAUCCGGACCAGCCGCCGGCACUGCUUCUUCACCAUCAAACCAAACCAAACCAUCAUCAUCAGCAGCAGCACCAUCAUCAUCACCGUCACAGCAAGCAACAGAAGCAACAACAACAACAACAACACAUUGUAGGAGCGCCCACAAACUCCGCCACGGUCUACAAGUAUGAAUCUAACUCGAUAGCCUUCAAACCUAUCACUCCUGUGCCAACGAGUACUCCAGCAAUAACUAACUCUAAAUCAUCGGUUAAUAAUAUGUGUAAAGAUAAAUUUGCUAUUAAAUAAUUGCAAAACAAAACAAAAAAGAUACACUAAGAAGGAAUAAAAGAAAAAGAAAACAACUGAGAUAGGGGUAAAACAAACCAAAACAAAAAACAGGAUCUGAUAAACAAUAGUAUAUAAAGAAGAACUAACUGAAAUUAGAAAAAUAA